AAUUUGUAAAGAGUGUCAAGCUGAACUCAAACCGCCUUGGUUGUAGUAGGUUGGCCAGUCAUUUGUUUUUCCGUCUACAAGGGGCGGGCAUAUGGGCGAGGCUAUUUAGGAUAUUUUAAAGGGUUUUAAAUGGGCGUCACAUAAUCCCACGUUGUUCUGCAGAAAUCGUAGGAGUCGUUGAACAGUGAGUGGACAUCGGGCUCGGUGAAGCAGAAUGGUAAACCAGAAUAAGCUAAGUGAUGGUUGUAGCAGCAGUGAGGACAGUUCUAACUCUAAGGAGAGUUCAAGAUGUUCCACACCCAUACUAGACCCAGAACGUCAUGAUCGCCUGAGAGACAAGAUGCGUCGCCGUAUUGAAUCUGGAGACAAGUGGUUCUCUUUGGAGUUCUUCCCACCUCGCACUUCCAGUGGUGCUGUCAACUUGAUAGCAAGAUUUGAUCGAAUGGGGACUGGUGGGCCACUGUUCAUUGAUGUUACGUGGCAUCCUGCAGGAGAUCCUGGCUCAGAUAAGGAGACCUCCUCAAUGAUGAUUGCAAAUACAGCAGUCAAUUAUUGUGGACUGGACACCAUCCUUCACAUCACAUGCUGUAAUCAGACCAAGGAGCAUCUGACUGAACACUUACGAAAAGCCAAACGCCUUGGUUUAAAAAACAUUAUGGCUCUUCGGGGAGACCCAAGUGGAAAUGAGUGGCAGGAAGAGGAGGAAGGCUUUAACUACGCUGUUGAACUGGUGAAGCAUAUCCGCUGCGAGUUUGAAGAUUAUUUCGAUGUCUGUGUUGCUGGUUAUCCUACUGGUCACCCUGAGGCAGCUAGCUAUGAAGAAGACCUCAGACAUUUGAAGGAGAAAGUAGAUGCUGGGGCAGACUUUAUUGUAACUCAGUUAUUUUUCCGAGCUGAGACCUUCCUAAAAUUUUUAAAAGACUGUCGAGCCAUUGGAAUAGUCUGCCCCAUAUUACCUGGAAUCUUCCCAAUUCAGGGUUACCACUCCUUACAACAGCUAGUGAAACUCUCCAGACUAGAGAUACCAGAAGAGAUUAAGGAUGUUAUUGAACCCAUUAAAGAAAAUGAUGCUGCCAUCAGGAAUUAUGGAAUAGAAUUGGCUGUACAAAUGUGCAAAUCUCUUCUGGAUAGCGGUGUGGUGCAUGGACUACAUUUCUAUACCCUGAACCGCGAGGUGGCCACUAUAGAGAUAUUGAAAAGGCUAGGAAUGUGGAACGAAGACCCCAGACGUCUGCUGCCUUGGGCUGUUAGUGCCAACCCAAAACGCAAAGUUGAAGAUGUAAGACCAAUUUUCUGGUCUUCAAGGCCAAAGAGCUACAUUUACAGAACUCAGGAAUGGGAUGAAUUUCCCAAUGGAAGAUGGGGUAAUUCGUCUUCCCCUGCAUUUGGGGAGUUAAAGGAUUAUUAUCUCUUCUACUUGAAGAGCAAACGUGUCAAAGAGGAGCUUCUGAAAAUGUGGGGGGAAGAGCUCACAAGUGAAAAGAGUGUCUUUGAUGUGUUCACCAGCUACAUCUCCGGUCAGCCGGGACCUAAUGGGCAUAAGGUGUCUUGUCUACCAUGGAAUGAUGAUCCAUUGGCUCCAGAAACUAAUCUUCUGAAGGAACAACUAGAGAAAGUGAACCGGAAAGGAGUCCUUACCAUAAACUCUCAGCCUAAUAUUAAUGGUAAACCUUCAACAGACCCAGUCGUGGGUUGGGGACCCAGUGGAGGCUACGUAUUCCAAAAGGCAUAUUUGGAAUUUUUCACUUCUAGUGAAAACGUAGCAGCACUGCUGAAGGUUUUAAAGAAGUAUGAGCCCAGAGUCAACUACCAUAUUGUCAAUGUAAAGGGAAAAAAUAUCACCAAUAUUCCAGAACUGCAGCCAAAUGCUGUUACUUGGGGAAUCUUCCCUGGCCGUGAAAUUAUACAGCCCACUGUUGUUGAUCCUGUCAGUUUUAUGUACUGGAAGGAUGAAGCCUUUGCACUCUGGAUCGAGCAGUGGGCCAAACUUUAUGAGGAGGAGUCACCGUCUCGUAUGAUUAUCCAGUAUAUUCAUGACAACUACUAUCUGAUUAACUUGGUGGAUAAUGAUUUCCCACUAGAAAAUUGCCUGUGGAACAUUAUUGAUGACAUGUUUGAACUGCUGCAGACGUCUACAGAAGCCUAACCAGGCUGUUUUAUUUUUUUGUCUGAAGUAGACACUGCCUUCAGCAGCAUGCUGUCAAACUGAUGGAAGUGAUCCUGUGUGCUGUUAACUAACUCCAUGUGUUGCGAGUUAGACUUUGGAACUGUGUUGGCCUUUUCAGGAUGUAAUAUUUAUACUAGUCUCAUCAAUAUUCCUUUACCGAAAAAAGGAGGAAGACUUUUUUAUUGUUUUUUAUAAAGCAUGAGGACAGAAGGGAGCAAUCCUUUUGUAAAGACUAUUAACAAGACUUUGCUUCACACUUGUAGGAAAAAACUUUGCUUAUACUCAGUGGCUACCAUUAGAAGUUUGCCAGAUCGCUGUUUGGUCAACGUAUAGAGAACACUACUUUACAGACACCUUUCUACUAAUGCAAGUCUUUCAUACUUAAACUGCUGAAAGAGCUCGCUGCCUGUUGCCACUGUCCUACUUGGAACUAUUGUUCAUGACGAAAUGUACUCUUCUCUUUGUCAAACUGUUUAUAAGCAGGAGACAGCCGUAUUGGGGUCAGACUGUCCUAAUGUCAGACUGUCUGUGACACAUUUUCAGUUUGUACUCUCCAAUGUGAGCACGUGUUCUGCUAGUGCUCUCACUGCUAUAUAUUGAAUGCUUUUCUUCUGCUAAAAGUAGUACUUAAUAUGGGAUUGCAUCCUUUCCUAUUGUAAAUCCCCAAGCUACCUCUUGCAAGAAAUGCUGUAUCUUUAUGUAGUGUAUUCACCAGCCUGUAGCUUCCUGGUUAGUUGUGCUCUGUUUUAUGUUUUCCAUCAGUGUUGUCAUCUGAACCUGUUUUUUCAUUAUUUUCUUAACACACAUGCUUUGUAAGGUCAUGGUUGAAGCCAGAGCAAAGUAGUCUAAUCCCAGGGAGUAUACCUGAUUGACACAGAUUUCAUUUUUGAUAAAACAUUUUUAUUAUACAUAUUUUUACACAACCAUUACUUAAGUCCAUAUUGUGAACUAGAGGUUAAGAAGACUAUUCUUUACAAGGGGAGGCUUAUGUUAAUGAGGAACCAUUCUAAAUGCCACUUCAGUUUUUAUUUCUGGGUUAUUUUAAUGAGGGACUAUUCUAAAUUCCAGUUCAUAGUAUUCUGCUGGAUUGUUGAAAUAGAACAAGUCGGUACUUGAUUUGUCCCCUGAUCUUCAAAAUGAAAUUCUUUUGAGAAUAUCCCUAAAGAUAUAUGUUUUGGUAUAACUCUGAAUUAAAAACCAGGAACUUUUAAUAAUAUUAUCUAUUCAUGAUCAAGAGAAGGAGAAAGGCGUGAAUAUUUAUGAAAUGUUUUAUUUACAGUAAUAUAGUUAAAUCCUUGCUUCUCCAUUGGCCUGCAGUCAAGACUAGCCUUUGGAUCUGCCUCUUUUUUUCAGUAUGUAUAUCUCACCUGCUUUAGAUAGUUGCAGUCCUUUCUAAUUGGAGAUGAAAGUUUUUGUACUACAGCUCAUUUCCAGGUCAGUCCAAUAUUUGCUGUAGUACAUUUCUAAUUAGCAUGCAGGCAAAAACUGUAUGGACUGGCACAUAAUUCCCCAAAACGUUGUGUUUUCAUUGCAUAUUGUAACAGAGCCAAGUUGUAUUAUGUGCUAUAGUAUAGUUAACUACAAAGUGUGUGUUUAUUUUAUCUGAUCUCCAUGUUUACUGACUUUGUAGGUGUGACUUUUGGACUGGGCUGUUGGGUAGUUUUAGCUAAGACUGUUUUUAUUUUCAUUAGAAUUUGCCUGCCAUUGCAGUGUACUGACAUGUAUGUGUCCACAGCAGUUUUACUAUCCUGGACCAUGGACCAGCUCCUUAUGAUGCUGAUUUACAUUACUAAAAUACAUUUUUAUGAGCUAAAAUCUCAGAAAUUAUGCCACUAAUUAAGUAUAGAUUAUAGUUGUUAAUGUGAUUCCAUUAUAUUUUUAUGCACCGGUUUAUAAAGCAAAAUUAAAAUGGAUUCUAAACUAAGUACUCGGGCCUGAACAACUCAAACUAAUAGUUCUACAGUCGGUAUGUAUUAGGAAAAAGUACAGGUUGUGCUGUAUGAGAUUUGUGGCCUGAAAUGCCAGAUUCUGCAAUACCUUAUUUUUUAGUACUCAGUCCUGGCUGUGGAAUUUUUAUGCUGUUUUCCUGAAAAAAUGACAUGCAUAGGAUCAUAGGACAUUACUAGGCUAUCAACUCUGACAUCAUUUUAAGCCUAACCAUUUCAUACCAAUGUAAUACCAUAGAAAUGCCAAUAAAUACCCAAGAUUGCAUUUAGUGAUGACUGCCCAUGUCCAGGAGGGUUGUGGGCUCUUUCCCCCGGUACAAAUGGAAGACACAUAGGAACCUCAAUCCAGCCUCCUGUGUUUUGUGUUUAUGGAAGUGUUUACUUAGAUUGGAGGUUUAGUACUCAUUUAUUUUUUUGCUUAAAAAUAACUUUGAUCGUUGCAGCAAAUUAGCAUGAGUAUAAAAAAAUCCAUCUGAACAAUUGUUCAAAAAGUACAAAUUAGGCAGAAAUUUACUUGGCAAGGUAGACAUUAUGCAUGCCCCUGUUUAAUGAACAAAGCCAUGAUGUGAAGUCCUCUGCCUUUUCUCAGAUCUGAGAAAUCAGCCUUGCCAUCUGAGUAAGGCUGUCUAGAAUGCAUUGUAUGGGAAAAAUCAAAAUAAAAAGUAACGGCACCAUUCCUGUACAUCCUCCUAAUGCGCAAAACACUUAAAAUGCAGGUUUUCAUUGUUUAAUACUGUCUGCAAUCAGCUGAUUGCACACUCAUGUAUAUUGCCUGUAAUAUUAAAGGCUAUGGAUUAUGUCCUCACUCCAGGUGCUAAAAUUCAUGGCAAUGCACUAUUAGGGGUGCUGCAAACAUGAUAUGCCAUCAUUUGAGUUAAUUAUUAACUUUUGGCCUCAUCUGCUAAGCUGUUGGUAAUUUAGGCAGGUAUUAUCCACUGAAAUGUAUCAAAAGGAGUAAGGAACUGAAGUUAACUAGUCCUGAUUUACAUCCACAUGAAAGAGUAAGGAACUGAAAUUAACUAGUCCUGAUUUACAUCCACAUGAAAGAGUAAGGAACUGAAGUUAACUAGUCCUGAUUUACAUCCACAUGAAAGAGUAAGGAACUGAAGUUAACUAGUCCUGAUUUACAUCCACAUGAAAGAGUAAGGAGCUGAAGUUAACUAGUCCUGAUUUACAUCCACACGAACCUGGGAGAACUGUCUAAGUGACUUGCUCAGAGAUUGGAAGCAACUUAGCAGGUCAUAGCCUUAAUCCUCCGGACUAACUGUUAGACUGUCAGUUCUUAGGUAUCCUGGCCAAAUCCUCCCCACACGUUGUUUUUUUAUAUCUCACCUUGAGGCUUCACAAGAAGUAGCUCAUAUGCUUAAUGGGACCAAACUGGCAACAACAGUAAAUAAGAAAAUAAAUACCCAAAGAUGCAUCCUUCAGGAACUUGUGGAUCUCAAUUACCCAGAUAACAAAGUUGUCACAGAAAUGUCCUCUAAGCUGCUUUUUUGCCAAAUUCCCAUAAUUAGAUCUGACAUUAUCUUUGUGAUAUCUCUAAGGCCUGGUUGCUAUCCUGUAGUUGGCAGGUAGGCAGAUAACCAAGCAAGCGCCGUUUCACUUUCUGCCAUCUGUCAGUGCUGAUGCUUGUCACUAAUUGCCAUCCAACUACAUUAUCCCAUCUGUGAUUAUUAUAUUGACACUGGGUUUUACAUGGCUCAAAUAAUGUCUUCAUUAGGUGAUAUUUUAUUGAAUCAGGAAACAUAGUCCAUAUCCAGCUAUUUUCUGAAGCUGUUGAAGGCCCAAGUCUGUGUGUGUGUGUGUGUGUGUGUGUGUGUGUGUGUGUGUGUGUGUGUGUGGGUGGGGGGGGGGGUAAUCACCUAACUUCACUCAUCCAGAGACUUUCUUCUGUGCCAUUUUGUGAAAGGGAACAAACUUUUUGCUUCAAAGGGUGGAGAAGGGGAGGAGGAGAUGGAGAGAGGCUAAGGCUUUGUCCCAUUCUUUGGCUUUCUUUUGUCUCUGUUUUGGGGGGUCUCUAAAAUGUUAGGUGUGUCCUUGUUAUACCCAGGGGAAUCUGGAUUUACCUAUUCAGUUACGUAGGGUAUACAAUGGAUUUGUUUAUUGUAGUCCAGGAUAAGGCCCAAAGUUUGUCUCCUUGAAUACUGUCUGCCAGAGGCUGUUCUUGGAGUAAAUCUACCUAAUGAUGUAUGCCUUUAAAGUGUCAAUUGAGAUAACAUGGCAUACAAAACUCACCUUCCACUCCCCCAGAAGAUGGACAUAAAAUAUGUCACUGAAUAAUCUUUUCAUCUUAAUAAUGGCAUCAUUCAUCUACCUUGCAGUGUUGUACGUGGUACCAGGGCAGCAAUUGGUACCAAGGCAUCCGAGUAAUCUGUAUUUGGACAAACCGUACACUAGGUUAAGUUACUUAGAGAAGUUUUUUUUUAAUUUUCAUUUUAGAGAUUAGAGUCUGUGUAUAUUUUUGGAGGGUACAUUACUUAGUAAUCCUCCCAUGUCUCAGAAGACAUCAUAACCAUCAGCUUUGUGGAAAGCAGAGGAUGUCUAUAGCAGGUUGCUCGGGUUUUAUUAUGAUUAAUACCAUACAUUUACAAACUACUGAUGAUGCCACUUUGUCCAGACUUUGCAGAAUUUGAGAUUGUCUUUUGGAGGCACGAGUAGCGGAAACUCUCUUGGUUCCCACAGAGCUACAGCAUGAGAUACGUAAUGCCCUCUUCAUCAUGUCUAAACUGUUUGGCUAGGCCAGAAAAUUAAAUGGGUUAAGGGACUAAAGUUCGGUUUGUGCACCAGCUGUACCACUGGGUUUCCAAUAUCAAAAAAGUUAGAAAUGAAGAGCAGCUGUACCAGCUGCUCAGACAGUAGGAAGAGCAUCCAUAGCCAUCAGGCCUGGAAGACUGAGCCCCGUCUGCUAAAGUGAAGGUCCCUACCAUAGUCUGUUUUAGGUAGCCAUUGAUUUGAGUCCUCCUGACCACCUCCAGCUUUUUCUUUUUUUUUUUUUUUUUUAGUGUUCUAUUUUAUACACUUGUUAGCUGGGUAAGUCCACUGUACCCAGGUGUCCAUUUUUAUGGGUUACUUGGUUGAAGUGACUUGCUCUUAGUAUCAUAGUGGACAAAUGAACAAGCCAAACCAUGUGUCCUUGGUUUACAGGAACCAGCUUGUUAGCAGGUCAGAGCCUUAAUCCUCGCACUAACUGAUUGUGGAGAGCCAUUGUGCAUGAUGGCUGUGAGCUCCAGUGAUUGGUGCAUGGAGAUACCUUGCAGUUUAUAUCCAUUUCUUCAGAAGAGCCUCUCGCAUCCCCUUCCCGUGGAGACACCUGCUUUGCUUAUACUAUAAGGUUGGUGUUCUUCUAUGCCAUUGAAAAAGCAGAGAUUUUUCUUCUGUUUUUAUGUAUAUCACUACUUUAACCAAGCUAAACAGGCAGUUAGAGAAACUUGAAUUCAUGCAAAAGUAUUGCUUAGAUUUGAAACACAAGCUGCACAUAAACAGUGAAUUGUAUAUAUGUCUGCACUGGUAAUUCUACAAUGUGCAUUAUUUUGCAAGUAACUUAACCGGUGUUUGUGACAGAAAAAAAUAAGUCUUAUUUUUACUGGUAACCAGUGGACUCUAGAUCCAUCUUGUUUGCUUUUUGCACUAUGAAUAUGCAGGAUGGAUGCCACUCUGAUUUUUGCCUGCAUGUCAUAGUUUCUUCAGGUAAUUGGGCAUGAUUGUGUUUGACAGUCUCUUUCAGAUUAUCACCAGUUUUAUGUACUUUUACUAGUUACUUUGUAAAUGGUUGACAUUUGUCUUGGUGUGUUUGGAUGACUGCUAGGAGAAUAGACCAAGGUAAUAUCCAUUACCUUGUCUCUGAUGAACUAUGGGGAUGUUCAUCUUCCUAAAACUGUCUUGUCUGUCUAGUCACACACACACCCUUAGUAUCACAUUUCUGGACUUUUAAAAUGCUAUAUAAAAAGGAAGGAGUUGUCUCCCUUCUGAGAAGGUUCUGUCUCUAAGAGUAUUUAUGAUGGGUUAGGAAAACUUCCGUCUUUGCCUCUGACUGGAACUAGAGGAGAUUUGCAAGUACCUGACUAUAGAAUGGCCACCAUAGUGGUUCCCUUGUCAAGGUUUUGCAAAGCUAUUCCAUGUUCCCUCAUUCUUAUACCCUGCAGUAUCUGAUUAGAAUACAGUUGUUGAUCAGAUAGAACUAUGGCUCUCACAAGGCCAGGCACAUGGUUUCUAUUGGGCAUGUGCCUUGAGUGUGAGUAGGGGUGAUGAAUACUUCUCCCAUGAGCUGAAUAGCUCACUUCAAGCUUUGAAGGAUAGAUGCAGGACAGUUGUUCUAUUUUGGGACUCAGUAGCAUACACGUUGUCCAAGUGAUCAGGAUAAUUUGAAGACUGUACAUACAUUUCUUAUGGGGAAAGUAGCCACAAUGAUUUCAGUGGAUCAAAUGAUCUUGUGUAACAGCAAGAAGGGAUCUAUGCACUAUUUUCUCUAAACUGGGAAGACAGCACAGUUAAUAGAGUGGAGCAAUGAAGAACAGGUUCGAGCUGAUACCAUAGUGCUCGCUCAUGUUAAGAAUUCCUUAGUCAACAUGCUUAUCUAAUGGAUCUCUGAAACUGUUGCGUGGGAGCUACACAACUUUGAGUAGGUCAAUAUUUUGCUAGUCUGAAUGGCCAAAAAUACCCAUUUGCAAGUUUCCAAUACAGAACUUCCAAUGAUUUUUGUUCCAGAGCUUUGGGGGGCCAUCUAUAUGAAGAGAGAGGAUUUCCAUUAUUCAGACAGAAGUUUCUCUAAAUCUUCCUCAGUUCUGUGCUUUUCAGAAAACUGUUCUAAAUAUAGAGAUAAGGGCUGAUGACGAUUCUCAUAGCAUUUUUUUUUUUUUGGCCUCAUAAGGUUUAGUUUUGCCCAGCAUCUGUGCAUUGCUGAUACAAAAAUAGAAAUCUCUGAUGCCCUCUUUCAAAAUAUUAUGACUUCUGAUUUGCUGGAAUAUGCUGACAUAGAACUGGGAAUUUCUAGUGCUUCCCAGCCUUAAGUUCUUGGGACUGCACAUCUGUUGAACCAGUUGACUAUUGCAAGACAAUAUGUCAAGUCAGUUCUUUAAGUUCAUUAACCCUUAAGCAGACUAAUAGGAUAACUUAUGCCUUUAAGUGGCAUUUGGCUGUUUGAACGGUUGUAUUCAACCUCUUUGUGUUUCAGUGACAAAUGUCUUUGAUUACCUGUAUCAGGGACUAGUCAGGCAUUUUUGCUGUUUCUUGUACCAUAAGCUGGUGUAGAGCAAGUUUGUGGCACAUCUGCAUGCCAUCCAUAGAGGAAUUUUCCCCUUGAAAUGGCACAUUAAGAACUCUCACUUUGUUUUGGACCUUAACUUUGUUCUGCAGUUUUAAAUUUCCUCCUUUUGAAGCCAAGUGAAUCUAAUGUUUGCCAUGGAGCAUUGUGUCCAAGCACUGUUGGUUUCAGCAUGUUGGAUUUUGAAGCUGCACCUUAUUUGACUACGUGAACAGGGUAACUUUUCAAGCCACCCUGAAACAGGAUAUUUUUCCAUCUCAAGUGUUUUAUUUUUUUUGUUCUGAGUUCAUGGGGAAGCACCUUAUUUAAUAUUCUAGAUGGUAAUAGUGCUGAUUUUACAAAUGCAGUCCUAAACGAAGUGCCUUAUUCUUCCAUCACCCAUUUUAAAAACAUAUCUGUUUUGGAAUUUUUACAAUGAAACUGAUGAUUUACUGACUGAGACUGUCUUGAAGACUGAUUCUGUAAGUCAAAUCUUACUGUUAUUCCAGAUCUUUCACAUCAUAUCAUGGGGGAUGCGAGGGAUUGUGAUACUUCUGAGUCUUGUGUGGUUCCUUAUCACAUUAUCUCAUUUAUGUUAGAAAAUGGAUGAUCAGAUGGGGUUGUCUUGUUUCAUCUAUUAAUAUGAAUAAAGGUUUGUCAUUGUAAUGCCCUUUUGAUGGACUAUUCUAAUCAAAAUAAUCUUCUGACUUAGAUGUCCUCAGAAGCUGAUAUUAUCUUGGUAGGUUAUGCCUUGAGAGUCUAAGGGUGGUUUUCAUUCUGAAGCUGCUGGAAGUACUCCUUCCAUUUGUCUUUAAUGUCCUGUGGACGUCUGAGAUGGUUGUUGCUGGCAUCCUUUUAUGAAGGGUGUCUUGACUGUCUUUGUCUUGCAACCUGGUAGAAUUUACUUGCGACAUCUCCUGAGAUCUUUUCUAGAAACUGGUACAGUGUUUCUGAUCCUUUCUUUUUUUUUCUUUGCUACUUCAUCUGCCCUCUUAGUCUCACUGGUCUGUCUUUUACAUCUCCCACUUUUCCUUCACUCCUUCUUUUGAUAACUUCUUGGACUUCUACAUUCCACCACCAUCUUUCCUUAUGUACCUUAUUUCUAUAACUGGCUCGGCUGCAUAUUUUGUUCUUUAAUCUUCACACAGGCUGUUUUGAGGUACUGCAAUUCUUUGACUCAACCUGUUUCUUGAGUUGCUGCAGUCCUAAGUAUUUCCUUGAACUCUCGUGGUUUCUCUGUAGUCAACUUCCAGGUCUUCAGCUUAGUCUCUGUUGAUUUUAGAGUCCUCUCUGACCAUGGCUUGCAGCUGAUUGUGGACACCAUAGGAUUGUGCUGUGGGCUGACUGUUUAAUCUCUGAUUUUACCCCUUUCCUUUCUUUUCCCCUUUAGAGGAAGUCUACUUGAGUAAACAGGUAGUGCUGUAAAGAUUCCCUUGAAAAUGGGCCUCAACCCAUUUGGAACAAUCUUGUUCACAAGCCAUGUAUGAAAAUAGUCAUCUUCCAUCAUGUGCUUUUUUGGUGGUAAUUGGGGUGCGCUGACUGCAUGAUGUCUUGUCUGUUGAAAGUCUAAUACCAUGCUGGGAUAAAAAGUGGAGGAAUCAGAAAUAAAGGUGUCAUUAGUCACUUAAGUACCCCAUCUUCUCCCAGUAGUCUGUCUUGAGCAGUAGAUGCCUUUUUGAUUAAUACAGGAAGACUGCAUUGAUGAGACUGUGUCAGUGUUAUUGGUGGUUUCUAUGAAUUUAAAGUAGAAUCUCUUCAAAGGAAAGAGAAUGCACAUUCAAUGAAAAAGUGCAUUCCUGAAGUUGCUGAUUUUGUAUCUGAGUUUAAAAACUGUGAAUUAAAAAACAGAGAGAGCGCGGGGAGGUGUGUGGGGAUCUGCAUGCCCGUAGAAGGCUACUCCACCUCCUGUAUUUUCUAUUGUUUAAUAGAUGGAAAGGAACAUAUCUGUCUAUCCUGCUGCUGUCACAGUGUGACAUGUUUUUAACAGUUAAUUUUAAUGUACUGACAUUGUGAUAUGUGCUGUAAAAGAAACUGCAAAUAAAUAUAAAUUUUGCUUCA
Protopterus annectens (West African lungfish) is the source of this 11410-nucleotide messenger RNA. It is a transcript of the gene MTHFR, whose product is annotated as methylenetetrahydrofolate reductase. Gene Ontology annotation, biological process: tetrahydrofolate interconversion. The coding region runs from base 215 to 2146 and encodes 643 amino acids. NCBI's taxonomy places the organism in Eukaryota, Metazoa, Chordata, Ceratodontiformes, Protopteridae. The record is from RefSeq and is a predicted model, not a curated record. Gene Ontology annotation, molecular function: FAD binding; methylenetetrahydrofolate reductase [NAD(P)H] activity. The transcript is spliced from 12 exons. Gene Ontology annotation, cellular component: cytosol.